This is a messenger RNA of Echinostoma caproni, 378 nucleotides long. NCBI's taxonomy places the organism in Eukaryota, Metazoa, Platyhelminthes, Trematoda, Plagiorchiida, Echinostomatidae. The record is from the annotation of a GenBank genome assembly.
AUGUCCAUCACCCGCGUGUAUAGGGGUCCUAGUGCCACGCAUUGGGAGGACCAACAGACUAUCCAAGCACUAGACAACUUAGCUCGAAAUUCGACCAGACUGGACGUUAUGGGUGACUUCAAUCUUAGGUAUGUUGACUGGGAGCUCGGGAGGUAUCCUCGAGGUUCAGGCGAGACCUAUCUCAAAUGGAUUCGAUCCCGGGCCCUUUCUCAGCACGUGAAAGAGAACACCAGGUAUCGAGAAGGCCAACAGCCGUCGUUGUUGGACCUGAUCAUCACAGUGCAGGAGGAAGAAGGACAAAGUCUGGAGUAUCACCCUCCUUUCGGUAAAAGUGAUCAUCUUCUCAUCAAGAUGACACUUCAGUUGAAACUACCNUGA